This is a messenger RNA of Effrenium voratum, 3735 nucleotides long. NCBI's taxonomy places the organism in Eukaryota, Dinophyceae, Suessiales, Symbiodiniaceae. The record is from the annotation of a GenBank genome assembly.
AUGGUAAAGAACUUCAACGAGACGCUUGGGCGCUGGGACCCGCUGCUGGUGGCCUUCUUCGACCCGCGGUCCCAGUCCUUCCAAGAGCUGCGGCGGCCCAUCGAGGACGCGGCGCACGCCCUGGCGAGUCGGAACGAGGGCCGCCUUGGCCGCUUCGCUGCGGUGGACGUCACACAGCACAGCUUCCUGAGCCGACUGGAGGCACCGGAGCUGCAGACGGCCUGGCAACAGCCUGAGUCGGGAGAGUCCGCGACGGAGAGCUUCCGCUUUGGGCGGCCCCGGUUCUACCCGCUGAUCAUUUUGCUCUAUUCACAGGGCCAAAGGAAGGAGUACCAGGGCGUGGUCAAGGCGAAAGAUAUUUUGGCCUUCCUGCGUCGCGCCAAGGAACCGGUGAGCCUCUUGCAGAACCGCUCGGAGCUUCGCCGGCUGCAGCGAAGAUUGCCUGGGCCCUUGGCGAUCGGCUGUGAGAACGUCACUUCCUUCCAGGCCGCUGCCCAGACGUUGCGUGGCGAGAUGACCUUUGCCACUGGCAGCAAGGACCUCUGCUCGGAUUUGUCCGAAACGAAUCCCCCGGUGCUCUACCUACGAGGGGAGCGCGUGAAAGAACUGACGUCGGACCAGGACUUGGUGCACUGGCUGCGUUUGCAGAGGCCACAAGUGCUGCAAGAAAUCACGCCAGACAACAGCUGGACUUUUCUGGAACGGCCUUCUCCCUUGGUGAUCUAUCUGGCUGAUGGCAAGGGCACUGCCGCGCAGGGGGAGGUCCUGUUUGCGAGUAUUGAAGAGCGCUUGGAGACGAAGUACUACCAGCUAGCCUGGGCAGACUGCAAGGAGUUCGGCGACCAGUUUGAAGUCACUGAUUGUCCUGCAAUCCUGGUGAUUGAUCCUGACACAGACGAGAAACUUGCUCAUCUCUCUCUGACAGAUCUGGAGCGGCCAAAACGCAAGGCCAAGAGCAAGGCCUCCACUGCGGAGCGGCUGUACGCUUGGCUGCAGAAGACGACGGCGGAGAGCCGCAAGCGCAUGGACAAAGAAAGCCUUGCGAAAGCGUCAGCAGCUCCAGCCCAAGGGGAGAUCGGGUGGACGGAAGAUUGGAUGAGGCAAGUCCACAAGGCCCUGGAGCAGCGGAAUAUGAGUGCAGAAGAUGAAGGCUAUGAGCUUAGGGAUGCCAAGGGGCAGAUCUUGGACUUCAAGGCCAUGUCAGGCAACGACCUGCCGAAAGACCGAUUCCCUGUACGGCUCCAGUUUCAUACAGAGGUUGCGGAGGAAGCGGAUGCAUCCGGUUUCUGGGAAGAUUGGGCCUUGGAUUUGGACGAUCUGUCCGCUGCAUUCGCCAGCUUCCACGCGCGCUUGCAGCACAUGGUGGUGCUGCGUGAGAGUUUUCAGGAAGCCUAUGGAAUGGCCAUGGACUUCUCCAGUAUUGAGAAGGUCCAACAGCUGCACCCUGAGAUGCGAUUGUUGGCGUCCAGCACUUCAGAUGUGGCAGAGGUGCUGCGGAACGCCACGCGGCGCCAAGAGCUUUGGACAGCCAUGGAGCGGCGCCUGCGCUUUGUGCAGGGCCUGGAAAGGGAUCGCGGGCGGCUGCUGCGGUCCUUGAAGCAGGGCUCCAAGUCUUUGCGACGCCUCUUUGUCUCCCUCCACGCGGCCGCUAGCGGAGCGCGAACGGCGCAACGCGGCCCCGCGGAGCCUUUGGAGGUGCCGCGGGUUUCUGCGGCGGAUCUCUCGCUGCAGGACUUCAUUGAGAACUACGCCAAGAAGGGCUUGCCGGUCAUCAUCACCGGGCUGAACGUCAGCUCUGACUGGACACAGCUCAGCUACUUCCGGGAGCGAUGCGGACAUGUCCCCGCACGGCUGGUGCGAAAGGCUCAGAGUCGGACCUGGGGUCGCCUGGUGCCCGCGGGCAAAAUGUCACUGGCGGAGUUUGUCGACACCUUCAACACCACGCGCAGGAAUUGGUAUUUGCACGACUGGAGCUUGCCGAACAACUGCCCAGACGUCUUCGGGCCAGCGCCGUUUCGGGAGUUCACGGUGCCGAAAUACUUCGCAGGUGACUACUUCCAACGCGCAGCCUUCGAGGGUUAUCAGCACACCUGGCCGAGUCUUUUUAUUGGCUCCAACGAGACGGAAAGCGCGCUGCACAUCGACUCGGGGAAUACGAACUUCAUGCUUCAUCUUCUCAGCGGCCGGAAGGAGUGGCGCUUCUACGCUCGCAAGGACUUGAUCAAUCUGUACCAAAGCCCUACAGGAAGCCACUUUCAUUUCGAUGUUUUCCGUCCAGACUAUGACAAGUUCCCGUUGGCCGGAAACGCCGAACAAUACCGUGGUAUCCAAGAAGCUGGUGAGACCAUUGUCAUCCCUGCAGGGAAUCCUCACGGGGUGCGCAAUCUCGAGCACAUCCAUGGGAUCAGCAUGAAUUAUGUGGAUGCGAGUAACCUGGAGCUCUGCCUUUUGCAGAAGAUCUGGCAGGACGAUGCCGAAUCCGUAGAGCUCUACACCGACGGCAGCAUCCGGUUUGGUCUGACGAAGGAUCAGCAAGCGCUGAGCUUUGGUCAAUGGAAGUCCCAGGAUUGGACCUCGAAGACCUUGGACUUGUUUGAGGCCUACGGGUGCCAUGCUGCAACCAAAAGCACCAGCCAGGCGCCCGUUUGGGGCUCCAACCUCUUCCGAUCCGACUCGGACUCGGACCCCGCCGGGUCCACGGCUUCCGAUCGCGAGCCGAGUUUUCGGGCCGAAGUUCGCGCCCGAAGCUCCGCGCCAGGCGUCGAAAUCGCCUGCGUGCCCAAGGCCUGCAACGCAGGCGACUCGGUGAGUGUCACGAAGGGUGCAUUUCAGAGCACCAUCACCUUGUCCGCGGGCCUCGCGCACACACAGACCUUCAUCACCACCUGCCAAUCUGCGGAUGAGGCCUUGCGCGGCGAGUUGCGCCUGACCUGCCACUACGGCACCCUCCAGCCGGACACGUCCAAUUGCGAGAUCUACUGCCUGCCAUCACGACCUGGACAGGCCGUUCUGGGAGGCCAGCUCUUCUCUGUGGCACCUCCGCAGGAGGUGCUGGACGGGGCUGGCUACUUCUUCCCCUGUGCUGACCUCUACACAGGCUUCGCCGGCCAGGUGCAGGCGAGCUGCAAUGGCGGCGCGCUGGCGCCUGAUGUUUCAAGUUGCUCGGGCCUGCCGUGCGAAGCGGGGAACAGCAGCUCUGUGACGCUCUAUGACGUCACGCAGACUUUGACCCUCUCUCAGGAUUUGGGCCACGACGCCUUCGUGAGCUCAGACUGUGCAUCGGUGAACUCAGACUAUAGCGGCACGCUGAAGCUGCGCUGCUUCGCCGACGCUGUGAGUGCGGACACCAGCGGCUGUACCUGCCAGGCGCAGGCCUGCAGCACGGCGCCCUGCCCGGCCACGGACACCUUCUUCGUGGAGCUGUCUGGCAUCCAGGAGAACCGCGCCUUGGGCACACAGCUGGCGAGCUUGCAGGAAACGACACUCAGCUGCGAGUCCGUGGUACCCGGCCACGACGGCAGCAUGACGGUCCUCUGCAGCGGAGGCGUUCUGCAGGCCAAUACUGCCAGCUGCGCUCCGCGGGGAUGCAGCAGCAAGACGCCGUCGGCGACGGCAGUUGUUGGUGGUGUGGUCAAGGAGAUCACUGCUUCGCAGGAGACAUGGUGCACGGAGACUACUUCCUCGCCGGCAACUGCUCCAGCGUGGCUUCGGGCUACAACGGCACUAUCAACGUGA